UGGCUGAGUAACUCCCUUUUAAUAGAAGGAAAAUUGCCAGGACGGGGUUCAGUCAGAACUGUUGUUUGCCAUCCUCUUAGGGGCUUUUCAGAUUGCUUCCAUAUAUAUGAAUAUAUCUCUCUUCAGCGGGCCUCACAUUCCCUACCUAUCUUGGGACGAUCUCUCAAUCACCAGUCUGUUAUUCUCUAACAACAUUCAUACCACUGGCUACCUGAAGGGCGUCGAUUUACGUGGCCCCAUCAUGAGCACCUGGAGAGUCGCUCGGCGAGAUGAGAACCAGGAGACUGACUAUGGUUCGAUGCACUUGAACGAAACACCCUCUCUUUAUGCUGUAACAUCACCCUCUCCGCGGCUAUCAGCUCAGGUUUUGGCCACGGAAUGGCUGAACAGAAACUUUGAAACUAAUCGCAUUUCGCUUGUGGAGUAUCGAACAAGACUGCAGGAACUACGCCGCGCUGUGCGACUUGGAAUCGAUUCGGCCUCCACUUGUACAGAUGGCAUCAUAUCCUCCCUGCGUCAGCUUAUGCUUCAUGGCUGGUUGAACAACCGUUGGCGCCUCGUAUCUGUCGACUGUGAUCACUUUGCUUCAGAGGCAUGGGAGGAAAGCUUUGUCUGUUGCUACAGAAAUGCGCAGUGCAUACUAUCCUCCUUGUUUCGUCUGCCUGAUUUUCGAAAGCGCUUGUUUGGAGCCCUGUCAGCCAUGCCCUCCGUGUGGAAACUUCAAGCUCUUUUGGAAUCUGCCUGGACGCUUGGUUUUGAUCCGGUUGGUGCAUCGCAGUUGGCUUCCGCUCUCAGAUCAUCGGGUUUUCGGACGACGGAUCCAUCACAACCUUACGGCGCAGCGCAGUCUACAGACGAAAGAAAUCUGGUUGGCUUAGUGGAUAGUACGGCAUGGUUGGGUGCCUCUGAUCUAGUCAGCCUUUUCGGGUCGAUUGGUGUUCGAUGUUCCUUGCUCGAAUGUCGAGCACCGUCUGGACCAAACGAUUCCCAUCCGAGAUUGCUUGAACAUGUCCAUUCUUACAUUGUCACUGGACGAAGUAGCAGCACUUCCUUGGAGGUGGACGAAGAUGAACAGCCGGUCGCCUUGAUCGUACUCGAUCCAAACGUUCCCGUAGAUGCAAUGCGUCAAAUCGCAAAAGCUGCUGAGUAUGCUCGUCAACCGAAUGCAAGUGUCAACCUUUCACGUUUGGCCUAUUCCACGUACAACUGGAUGGAUAUUCUGGGAAGUUUGCGAGUUGAUGUGAACGACCUCAAGCAUCCGCAAUACCAACUGCUUCAAAUCAACGGGCUUAUUGAAAAUGAGGUGGAUUUACAAGAUGCCAUGACUCCGGAAAAUGUCACGAUCGCCAUUUCCUAGGCUGAAAUUAGACCACUGUACAACCAUACAAUGGAUCCCGAUCAUCAGGGCGACUACACUUUCGUACGGAGGAGCUCCAACCUCGCUCGAAAGAAUCAGCCUAUUGAAUCCGGAAUCUGACGUUUAUGUGAUUCAUCGAACGCUGUAGACAUUUUUCAGAGCGGUGAAUUUCUUCACGAUUUUCUUUCAUGUUGUCAGCUACUUUUUGCUCAGUUUUCGUCGUUCCAUUGAUUUUAUUUUGUGCUUUAUCAGUCUUUAUUGGUGGUGAGCACAAUGUUCUUCAGUUCGACAUGUAUAUACACGAAAUUAGGUGCUUGCUUGAAUAUUUUCAGUGCUCUUUCGUGCACCUAGUCGCCUUAUUUAUUACAUACCAUAUAGCCCUGCCAUGUGUUUCUUGGAUUCGAUCACGUGCUCUCAGUUUGAUCUGGGUGAUCGAGAUCAAUGAUCGUUGUCAGUUGCAGGAUUUCUUCCGGAAACGUUUGGCUCACAGUGAAACCGAGUCGUGUUCCGCUCGUGUUGUUUUCAAAUUCCCGUUUCUUCUAGCGGCGUCUGAACCAACUACUGUGAACUGCUUUGCUCUUGGCAGCUUUCUCAGUGCCCUCUGAUACUACACUGUGUUCGUUACCGAUAACGCUUCAGACUGAC
Messenger RNA from Opisthorchis viverrini, 2002 nucleotides. RefSeq lists its product as hypothetical. The transcript has 8 exons. The record is from RefSeq and is a predicted model, not a curated record. The coding region runs from base 107 to 1357 and encodes 416 amino acids. NCBI's taxonomy places the organism in Eukaryota, Metazoa, Platyhelminthes, Trematoda, Opisthorchiida, Opisthorchiidae.